Messenger RNA from Paramecium sonneborni, 996 nucleotides. Lineage: Eukaryota; Ciliophora; Oligohymenophorea; Peniculida; Parameciidae. The record is from the annotation of a GenBank genome assembly.
AUGUCUAACGAAAUUAUUUUAGAAAGAGAACGUGAAUUGCUACCAGAAAUUGAAAAAGAAAUUAUAGAACAAGUUAAAUAAGAAUUACAAAUUCAAUAUCAAAUUAAAUUUUAAGAAGAAAUUGAUUCUCUAACAUAAUUUAAUGAACAAUAACUAAGAACAGAAUUAGAAAAACAAAUACGAAUUGAUUAUGAAGACUAAAAAGAGCAUUUAGCUACAGAUGUUAUAAGAGAAUUUGAUGAUUCUCUUUAAAGAGGUUUAUUCGAAUAAUAAUUAAGAUUCAAAAUUCAAGAGGAAUUGAAAGAACAAAUUUGCAAGAUUGAAAUCAGUUGAGUAUGUAAAACUUAAAAAAUUGCAGGAUGAGUAGAAAAAACACAGCCAAUUAUUAAAAGAUCAAGAAAAUAAAUAUUAAGAUAUUAUGAAAUCACUUCAAAAAUUAAUAUAAGAUCUUACUCAAAUAAUUAGAAUUAGCCUUAUAAGAUUAAAUAACUUAAGAAAAAUUGCGAAACUAAUAAGAAAAUCUUGAUAACUUAGACUAUGAUAAAUAAAUUUACAUGCAGUUUUCAAAAUAGAAUCCAAUUUAAAAUUAAAAUAUAACUCCAAUUUAUUAAAAUUAAUAAAACACAGAGGAAGAAUCAUAAGAAUAAUAAAUUUAAGUUAACUUAAAAAAAUAUAAAUUUCAAAAUAUUUAAAAAGCUCAAUAAAAUGAAGAAAAUAAUUUAAAAAGCUAAAAGAAUACAAAAAAGAAAUAAAGUUCAUAAUAACAAAAUUAAUUAGAUAGAGGUUUUAAGUAAUAGAAAAGAAAUAUGGAAACAUUAAAACCUUAAUACAUAGAAUAAGAAAAUAAUUAAAGACAAAUUAAUAGGAUAGAUAUAAUUAUUAAAGAAUAUGAUUAAACUUCCAUUUUAUGAGCUAUAAUAGUCUUUUAAAGAAAAUGAUCUUGAUAUUAUCUAAAUUGUUUUUUAUCAAAAAUAUUUAAAGCAAUUUUAAGAAUGA